This is a messenger RNA of Salvia splendens (bonfire salvia), 1566 nucleotides long. Its product is annotated as zinc finger CCCH domain-containing protein 32. The coding region runs from base 196 to 1227 and encodes 343 amino acids. Lineage: Eukaryota; Viridiplantae; Streptophyta; Magnoliopsida; Lamiales; Lamiaceae. The record is from RefSeq and is a predicted model, not a curated record. The transcript has 8 exons. Gene Ontology annotation, molecular function: mRNA binding; metal ion binding.
AAAAUCAGAAAGACGAAAAGGGGAAAAACCCUCUCAAAUCUCACUGUUCUGAUAAAUCCCCUCUCUCAAACGCCCUCCAUCACUAUAUUCUUCCGAUCAUUUGGAACUAGCAAGAAUCAGACUAUUUUUUUGGUGAACAGUGAAAUCGGGCUCUAAUGGCGCUGUACGGGGAUCGGCAAGAGGAGGAAUGGACUCAUGAUUCGGGUUUGGCAGACUCUAUGCAAGUGUAUCCGGAGAGACCGGGUCUACCCGACUGCGCCUACUAUGUGCGAACCGGCUCCUGUGGAUAUGCCGCCAAGUGCCGUUACAACCACCCUCCUGUUCGAACUUCGAACUAGCUCGUUGGGAGUGGGAGAGUGUCCCAAGCGACUAGGGGAGCCCCCAUGCCAGUACUAUUUAAGAACAGGGACCUGUAAAUUUGGUUCUUCCUGCAAGUUUAACCACCCGAAAAAUGAUGGUGCCUCGUUCACUAGUGCACCUCUAAAUACUUAUGGAUAUCCAUUACGGCCGGGAGAGAAGGAGUGCUCCUAUUACUUGAAAACGGGGCAAUGCAAAUUCCAUAUGACCUGUAAAUUUGAUCAUCCUCAAUCAGAUGGAACAUCUGUGUCAGCAUCUGCACGUCCAUUUUAUCCGACGCCGCAGUCUCUUUCUUCCCCUUCUCCUGAGCUAUAUGACAGCACAACAUCCAGCUACAGGGUUGGAAGGCCUUCUCUGUUUCCUGGUUCAUUUGUCGCUGGUGCUUAUGGUCCAAUGCUGCUCCCUGGAGUCGUUCCCAUUCCAAACUGGAGCCCGCACUCAGGACCAGUUAGCCCUGCACCAUCACCGGGUGCUCAAGCCUCAGUUGGAGCAAGUUCAGUGUAUGGACUGUCACAGCUAGGUUCUUCUUCCCCUGCCUUCCGUGGAGCUUAUUCCCAUUUACCGUUAUCUGCUGGCUCUUCAGGCAGUAUAGUACAGGAACAAAAGUUUCCACAAAGACCCGGACAGCCAGAUUGCAAGUACUACAUGAGAACUGGAGACUGUAAAUACGGACCAUCUUGUAGGUAUAAUCAUACAGAGUUUAAUUGUGCUCUUAGUCCUCUUGGGUUGCCUCUUCGUCCGAGGGUGCAGGCAUGCUCUUUUUACAUGCAGAAUGGCCAGUGCAAGUUCGGACGAACAUGCAAAUAUGACCACCCCAUAGCAACUCUGAAAUACAGUCCGGCUUCAUCUUAUACUGAAAUACCAGGGUGAACGCAUUGCAGAUUUGCAGGGUCUAAUGUCGAUCCUGGCAGAAACGGGUUGUGGCAUUCUGGAAACUCUUCCAGUGAUUCUGCAAACCUAACGCUUUAGCAUAGAUGGUUUCUGGUUCUCAAGGUCGAGAAGCUCACCUUCAGAUCUCCAUGUAUGAAUAUGAGCUUAACAAAAGAUGGUCAAAACUAAGUGCAUUUUUCCAUGUGAUAUAGUAUAGGAGUUGUUAAUAUAGUAUAUGAUUUCUAUCCCACAUCGGUUAUGUAACAUAGCCUAGCUUAGUUACUUGUAUAUAUAUGUGGCCUAUGUUUACUAAUGAGAUAUACACUACUACUUUCUCCA